GGCUUCCAGAUGGCGGACCCCGAGCUGCAGCUGGUGGCGGGGCGCAUCCGCAGCUUCCCGGACUUCCCCGUCCCGGGGGUGCUGUUCAGGGACAUCUCGCCCCUCCUGAAGGACCCCGACUCCUUCCGCGCCUCCAUCAGCCUACUGGCGAACCACCUGAAGAAGACCCACGGCGGCAAGAUCGACUACAUCGUGGGCCUGGACUCCAGAGGAUUUCUGUUCGGCCCCUCCUUGGCCCAGGAGCUUGGCUUGGGCUGUGUGCUCAUCCGAAAACGAGGGAAGCUCCCUGGCCCCACUGUGUCUGCCUCAUACACUCUGGAAUACGGCAAGGCUGAGCUGGAAAUCCAGAGAGACGCCCUGGAGCCGGGGCAGAAGGUGGUUGUCGUGGACGAUCUGCUGGCCACUGGCGGAACCAUGCGGGCAGCGUGUGAGCUGCUGGGCCAGCUGCAGGCCGAGGUGCUGGAGUGCGUGAGCCUCGUGGAGCUGACAUCGCUGAAGGGCAGGGAGAAGCUGACGCCUGUGCCCUUCUUCUCUCUCCUGCAGUUCGAGUGACUCUGGCCCCAUCCUGGCAAGGAAGAGGUCCAGCCCGGUGGCUGGCUCUGGCCACCAGGGGGCGCCGGCCAUCUGCCUGGAUUUUUUUUUUUUUUUCAAUUUUGUAACUGUUUUCUGCAGUUUUUCCAGGGCCUAGGCCACC
Odobenus rosmarus divergens (Pacific walrus) is the source of this 694-nucleotide messenger RNA. RefSeq names its product adenine phosphoribosyltransferase (gene APRT). Gene Ontology annotation, biological process: adenine salvage; AMP salvage. The transcript has 5 exons. The record is from RefSeq and is a predicted model, not a curated record. Gene Ontology annotation, cellular component: cytoplasm. Bases 10 to 552 code for a protein of 180 amino acids. Gene Ontology annotation, molecular function: AMP binding; adenine phosphoribosyltransferase activity; adenine binding. NCBI's taxonomy places the organism in Eukaryota, Metazoa, Chordata, Mammalia, Carnivora, Odobenidae.